ACAAAUCGAGAGUUCUUUUGAUCUCCUCAGUCUCCGUCUCUCUCUCUCUCUCUUUCACUCUCUGAAAUGGCGUCCAAAGUGUUGAUGCCAAGCUUAAACCUAAACAAUGUAACCUUUCCAGGGGACAAUAAAACUCAAUCACAUUCAUUUGGGCAAGUUUCAUUCCCUAAAAAAACUGGGGUUUCUUCAUCAAGACAAUCGGUCAUCAGUAGGAGCUGUGCAGUUGCAGUAAAACCAGCAGCUCUGAUGGCGACGAGUACAGCAAAACCAGCCACUAGUUAUACCUUGUCUCACUUGUGGAGAGAAGUUCAAGGUUCAAACAACUGGGAAAACCUAUUGGAACCAUUGGACCCUCUUCUUAGAAACGAGAUUAUCCGAUACGGAGAGUUCGUGGCAGCCUGUUACAAGGCCUUUGAUCUGGAUUCAAGCUCCAAGAGGUACUUGAACUGCAAGCACGGGAAAAAGAAUAUGUUGAAGGAGGUUGGGAUGGAAAAUUCAGGCUAUGAAGUGAGUAAAUACAUUUACGCUACACCCGAUGUCAAUAUCCCCAUCCAAAACGGGGCUACUUGCGGUCGUUGGAUCGGAUAUGUCGCCGUUUCAUCGGAUGAAGCUGUGAAAAGGAUUGGGAGAAGGGAUUUGCUGAUAACCUUUCGAGGCACGGUCACCAACCAUGAAUGGGUUGCUAAUUUCAUGAGCUCACUCACGCCUGCAAGGCUCGACCCGCACAACCCGAGGCCCCUAGUGAAAGUGGAGUCUGGGUUUUUGAGCUUAUACACAUCUGAAGAAGCUGAUAGCAAGUUUGGGCUUGAAAGUUGUCGACAACAGCUCUUAUCUGAGGUUUCCAGGCUAUUAAACAAGUAUAAAGGUGAGGAAUUGAGUAUAACUUUGGCUGGUCAUAGUAUGGGGAGUGCUUUGGCUCUUCUUUUAGCUUAUGAUAUAGCUGAACUUGGGUUGAAUAGAACGGAUACCAAUCACCAAGACCAAAUACCAAUCACUGUCUUCUCCUUUGGGGGACCUAGAGUUGGGAACACGAGUUUCAAGCAAAGAUGUGAGGAACUGGGAGUCAAAGUGUUGAGAAUAGCGAAUGUCAAUGAUCCCAUUACAAAGCUUCCAGGUGUUUUCUUGAAUGAAAACUUAAGGGUUUUGGGAGGAAGAUAUGAGUUGCCAUGGAGUUGUUCUUGUUAUGCUCAUGUUGGAGUUGAACUAACCCUAGAUUUCUUCAAUGUCCAAAACCCUUCUUGUGUUCAUGACCUUGAAACCUAUAUCAGCUUACUGAGAUGGCCCAAAAGAUCAGUUCACAGUAAAAUUGAUGAAAAUGAUGGGGUCGAUUUGUGGAAUGGGGCAAGGGGUUUUCUCUUGAAUGCCCAAAAUUUUUACAUUUGUUUGCCUUGGAUUGGUGCUGCCAUCGACAUGGUAAACAUGGUUCAAUCUCAAAAUCUUAGUUAA
Gossypium arboreum is the source of this 1446-nucleotide messenger RNA. Its product is annotated as galactolipase DONGLE, chloroplastic-like. The record is from RefSeq and is a predicted model, not a curated record. NCBI's taxonomy places the organism in Eukaryota, Viridiplantae, Streptophyta, Magnoliopsida, Malvales, Malvaceae. Gene Ontology annotation, biological process: jasmonic acid biosynthetic process. The transcript has a single exon. Gene Ontology annotation, cellular component: chloroplast. Bases 67 to 1446 code for a protein of 459 amino acids. Gene Ontology annotation, molecular function: glycerophospholipid phospholipase A1 activity.